GGGCUCUCUCCCCCUCUCUCCCAAAGCCGUGGGCUCUCUUUCCCUCUCUCCCCCAAAGCCCCGGCCAUGGCGAGCCGCCGCGGAGCGCCUCCGCUGCCCCUCCGGCUCCGGCGGCUCCUACGGUCGCCGAUCCCUCGCUGCGCUUGCUUCAUAGUCGCAUUGACGGUGCUCCUUGUCGUCCUCUCACUUCGCCAGAUCGCCCGCGUCGACCUGCCCCGCCCGGACCUGCCCCACCAGGUGCCGAAUGAGCAGCUGUGGGGUUCUAAUGCCUACGGUUAUCAUGCUUGUGUCACACCAACCCACAGAUAUAUUGCUCCAAUAGAGUCGGACCACUAUAUGACUGUUAGAAGUAAUGGAGGACUCAACCAAAUGCGAACUGGAAUCUGUGAUAUGAUUGCAGUAGCCCGCUUGGUGAAUGCAACACUUGUUAUUCCUCAGUUAGACAAGCGAUCUUUUUGGCAAGAUACCAGUACGUUUAAAGACAUCUUCAAUGAGCCUGGUUUUAUUAAAGCUCUGGAAGGUGAUGUCCAUAUCGUUAGUGACUUGCCUGAAAGUUUGCAAUCUGCUCCAAGAGCUCGGAAGCACUUUACUUCAUGGUCUGGUGCGAGCUAUUACGAGGAUGUGAAAGAACUUUGGAAGGAUCACAAGGUAGUUCACAUCCCAAAAUCUGAUUCACGGCUUGCAAACAACGGUCUUCCGGUUGAUAUCCAGAGACUAAGAUGCCGCUGUCUUUACCAAGCAUUGCGUUUCUCAGAUCCAAUCGAGGACCUUGGAAAGAAGCUUGUGGAGCGUCUAAAAUCACGUGGAAAGUUUAUUGCUCUUCAUCUACGAUAUGAAAAAGAUAUGCUAGCAUUCACGGGCUGCACUUAUGGUCUGAGUAAAUCCGAAGCGGACGAAUUGAGAAUCAUGAGAGAGAAAACAAGCCAUUGGAAACUGAAGGACAUAAACUCAACUGAACAGAGAUCUGGAGGUAAUUGUCCAUUGACUCCACACGAGGUGGGGAUGUUUCUACGUGCGAUGGGAUAUACCAAGUCCACUUGGAUCUACAUUGCAGCUGGUGAAAUUUAUGGUGGUGAUAAGUAUAUAUCAAAAUUGAGAUCGUAUUUUCCAAACUUGGUUAGCAAGGAAGUGCUGGCAACAAAAGAAGAGCUUCAGAAGUUUAAGAAUCAUGCUUCUCAAGUUGCAGCACUUGACUACAUUAUUUCAGUGGAAAGUGAUGUGUUUAUUCCAUCACACUCCGGCAAUAUGGCAAGAGCUGUUGAGGGCCAUCGUAGAUUUCUGGGUCAUCGCAAGACUUUGACUCCUGAUAGGAGAGGAUUAGUGGAACUCUUUGGCUUGCUUGAAAAAGGAGAACUUAUGGAAGGUCCUAAGCUGUCCUCACUUGUUACUAAAAUGCAUAAAUACAGGCAAGGCGCCCCAAGGAAGAGAUAUGCGUCCUUGCCUGGGAGCAAGGGCAGAGCACGUCUUAGGACAGAGGAAUCCUUUUACGAAAACCCAUUCCCAGAGUGCAUCUGCCUGACUGGGAAGCAUUGAUGUGAUGAUGGUGUAAAGGUGUUUCAGUUCGGCCACUGGAGCUCUAGUGACGCAUUGAAAGUUGAAAUCACACUCAUACUCCAUGAUGCCUUCACACAAGUCAGGCAAGGGCGUCAUUCUUUCGCUGAUCUAGAUCUAAGAACCCUAUAUGGAGGCCGGCAAGUGUAGUGAAACAACUCUACAUGUAUCAGUCUAUCAGUUCACUGCCAGUCAUGGAUUAGACAUGUAGGCUACAGCCAAGGAAACUUCAAACAUGCAUUUAUGCAUUCAGGUCUGGAAGUUGUUAUAUGCGCCCUGAAGGCGCCUUUAGGUCUGAAUUCUAUCUGUAACUAGAAGAGGAAGCUUACAUACAAUGUUCAAUUUCUUCAGCUAGAUAAUCAUCGUUACAAAUGAUGUGUA
Triticum aestivum (bread wheat) is the source of this 1932-nucleotide messenger RNA. Its product is annotated as O-fucosyltransferase 38. Bases 67 to 1533 code for a protein of 488 amino acids. Gene Ontology annotation, cellular component: nucleus; cytoplasm. The record is from RefSeq and is a predicted model, not a curated record. The transcript is spliced from 12 exons. Lineage: Eukaryota; Viridiplantae; Streptophyta; Magnoliopsida; Poales; Poaceae.